Rhincodon typus (whale shark) is the source of this 3753-nucleotide messenger RNA. RefSeq names its product nucleoporin 155 (gene nup155). The coding region runs from base 1 to 3294 and encodes 1097 amino acids. The record is from RefSeq and is a predicted model, not a curated record. Gene Ontology annotation, biological process: RNA export from nucleus; protein import into nucleus; protein localization to nuclear inner membrane. Gene Ontology annotation, cellular component: nuclear pore; nuclear pore inner ring. Lineage: Eukaryota; Metazoa; Chordata; Chondrichthyes; Orectolobiformes; Rhincodontidae. The transcript has 27 exons. Gene Ontology annotation, molecular function: structural constituent of nuclear pore.
AUGGAUACUGGUGGGAUCGUGGUUGAGGAUAAGGAGAACCCCAUCAUUGUUGUGGAAGGGAAGAGACUGGAUCCAAUUGUUCAGAUCGCCAUUGACAACUCAAGGAACAUCUUGUACACACGCUCAGAAAAGGGUGUGCUACAGGUGUAUGACUUGGGCGUUGAUGGCCAGGGAAUGGGUAGAGUGGCUUCCUUAUCUCAGAAUUCCAUCGUUUCUGCAGCAGGCAACAUAGCCAGGACUAUAGAUCGAGCUGUGUUCAAACCAAUUGUCCACAUAGCAGUGAUUGAGAACUCGGAGUCCGUGGAUUGCCACCUGUUGGCUGUGACACAUGCAGGUGUUCGACUGUAUUUCAGCACUACACCCUUCAAGCACGCAGGUGUACGGCCCAGUGUGCUGGUGCUUGUACAUGUCCGCCUGCCACCAGGAUUUUCUGCCUCAGCUACUCCUCAGAGACCCUCCAAAGUUCACAAAGCUCUUUACACCAAAGGUAUUCUGCUACUGGCUGCCUCUGAGAAUGAUGACAAUGAUGUCCUCUGGUGUAUUAAUCAUGAUUCCUUUCCAUUCCAGAGACCCCUCAUGGAAGUACAGAUGACAGCAAAUAUUGAUGGUCACUCAUGGGCACUAUCCUCCAUUGACCACUCCCAGCUUCAAAAGAUUGUUACUCCACUCAACAAAGACCGUGUCCCCCUCACUGACCCACCAGUUGUAAUAGUCCAGCAUUUGGCACCUCCCAAAAGAUUUAUCCUACUUACAGCACAGGGCAGCCAUUUUUUCCAGAAAUUACGUCCUGUGGACCAACUACGUCAUCUCCUCGUGAGCAACGCAGGUGGAGAGGGAGAGGAUAUUGAGCGAUUCUUCAAACUACAUCGGGUAAUGACAAAGCUGUAUCCACAAGGCACACCACCUGAUAUUGAGUUGCCGUCGAUGCCCCUUGGUAGCCCCUUCUCCAGUCCCAGUGUGUCGGCUAUUCCAGCCUCAGGUUUGAAGCCUGUUAGCAUGUCAACGCCACUCUUCUCCCCUGGAAGCCCUGGAGUGUAUGGCGGGGUCCCUCUGCCUCCAGUCACUGCAAUGUCUGGACCAGAGGUGGUCUUUUCAGGAAAGCAUAAUGGCAUCUGCAUCUAUUUCACCAGGAUCCUGGGGAAUAUCUGGGACAGCAGUAUAGCAGUGGAACAGACUGUCCCCCAUUCAAGGCAACAGACAGUACUGUUUGAGAGCAGUGUUGCUGCGAAAUGUCUGGCGAGCAUUCUGCUUGAACUCAAUGGAUUGCGGGAAUUCCUUGAUAGAAACUCCCAAUUUGGAUCUGGAACUCUAGGAAAUGCAAGUUUUAGUGCUUCCAAUGUACCACAGAGGCUGCUGGGUUUCAUACGUCCUGAUGGAGGUUCACAGCAAGUUCAACAGGAGUUACAAAGGAAGUACCACACCGAAGCACAGGCUUAUGAGAAGCUGUCACUGCAGGGUAUACAGCAGCUGAUCCAUUACACCUGUCAGACUCUAACUCUCUGGAAGAUGCUCUGUGAUCACCAAUUUGGCGUAAUCAUCGCAGAUUUACAAAAGGAACUCCAGGAACAGUUGAAAUCAACUCCAUUCCGGGAUUUGGUUAUCCGAGGGAAGGAAUUAGGUGGGGCGCUCAUAACUUCACUUAUUAACCGAUACAUUGGGGACAAUGCCUCAGUAGAUGCCAUCAGUAAGCACCUGAGGGACACUUGCCCCCUGCUCUACAGCAACGACGAUGCAGUGUGUUCCAAGGCGAAUGAGCUGCUGCAGAGCGCACGACAGGUUCAGAACAAGGCAGAGAAGGAGAAAGCCAUGAGAGAGUCACUACGCCUGUAUCAGGAGAUCGGGCACCAGGUUGACCUUCCCAGUGUCUGUACACAGUUCAGGCAAGUGCGUUACUAUGAGGCUGUGGCUGAGUUGAGCCUUUCUGCUGCUGAUAAGAAGGAUCCACAGGGCCUGGGCCUUCAUUAUUAUAAGAAUGGAGAGCCAGAAGAAGAUCCAAUUGGACAGCAAGCCUUCCAGGAGAGGCUGAACUGCUACAAAUGCAUCUCGGACACACUGCAGGAGCUGGUGAACCAGAGUAAGGCUGCUCCACAGUCUCCCAGCGUCCCCAAACUACCAGGUCCUCCAGUACUGUCAUCUGACCCCAACAUGUUGAGUAAUGAGGAGGCAACGCAGCAUUUUGAACAAAUGUUGAAGCUUGCUCAGAGGUCGACAGAUGAACUCUUCAACAUUGCUUUAUUUAAUUGGCUGAUCCAGGCUGACCUGAUGGACAAGCUGCUGGAGGUUAAUUCUCCAUUUCUUGAGCCAUAUUUGGUCCGUAUGGCAAAGCAAGAUCAGAACAAAGUUCGUUACAUGGACUUGCUUUGGAGGUAUUAUGAGAAGAACCGCAACUUCAGCAAUGCUGCAAGAAUUCUAGCUCGCCUUGCAGACAUGCACAGCACCGAAAUCUCACUGCAGCAAAGGAUCGAAUACAUAUCUCGGGCCAUCCUCAGUGCAAAAAGCUCCACUGCAACAUCAUCACAGGCUGCUGAUGGUGAGUUUUUGCACGAGUUGGAGGAGAAAAUGGAGGUGGCCAGGAUCCAGCUGCAGAUUCAGGACACCUUGGUACGCAAUUAUUCUCAGCAUCCCUCUGUGCAGGAAGCAAUCUCUCAACUCGAUGCAGAGCUCAUGGACAUCACCAAGUUGUACGGAGAGUUUGCUGACCAUUUCCGUCUCUCGGAGUGUAAGCUGGCUAUCAUCCAUUGUGCAGGUCACUCAGACACCAUCCUCGUGCAAACCCUUUGGCAAGAAAUAAUUGAGAAAGAAUUGGCUGACAGCAGGUUAAUGAGUUGCAUGGAUCGGAUGCAGACCCUGAGUAUGAAGCUUGUCUCUUUGGGAAAACUAUAUGCAGGGACUCCUCGCUAUUUUCCACUGGAGUUUCUGGUCCAGUACCUAGAGCAGCAAUCCUGUGUGCUCAGUUGGGACACUGGGUUUGUCACCUUCACCAUGCAAGAGAUUGGAAUAAGUUUACCCAGACUGCUGCAAGUGUAUAAUCAGCUCUUCAAAACACGGGAUCCUUACUGGCAGCGGGUCAAAAAGCCUCUUCAUUUGUUGGAGUGCAUUCAUGUCCUUCUCAGUGCCUACGUGCAGGAACCCAAUAAAGUCCCAGCCCAUGAGAGACGACGAUUCACCAAUAGUUGCUUGGAUGCAGUUGGCCGAUUCCUUGUUGAACUUCAGUCUAUGAGCCCAACCAGCGCCUUACAGACAACGAUUGGAAAUUUUAAAUCAUUGCAAGCUAAACUGGACCGCCUGCAUUGAUCCUAUCCCUUAACAUCUGAUUUUUUAUAUAUGUCCCCAUACAGUUGUUAUUCAGUCUGCUGUGCGUAUUCCUUGGGUCCUUGAUGUCAUCUAAUGUUUGAUAGACCUUCAGAUUCGUUUCUGUUUCCCUUGUAGAAGUCAGUGUUCAGUCAGAACAUGUUGAUCACAAUCAGCUGGACUCGAUGGUAUUGAGCGGGUUAUCUGGAAUAACAGAGCUUGAUGACAGGGAUUUAAUGAACCUCCUGUUUCAGGGAUAUUAUUGAGAAUUCUUUGCGUAGAAGAAAUUCAACUUGUUACACAAAGCCCAACCUUGUUGCAUUUAAGAUACUGCACCAGGGAGAAUGUGCUGUCCAAUACACUUGUUUUAAUGCAUUUGAUAUACAAAUGAUUUCAUUGUUUUAAUUUAAAGUACUCUGCGAAAGAGAAAUUGAAUAAAGGUAUAAUUGGAUUGUUUGAGGA